Gymnogyps californianus (California condor) is the source of this 1712-nucleotide messenger RNA. It is a transcript of the gene NUBP2, whose product is annotated as NUBP iron-sulfur cluster assembly factor 2, cytosolic. NCBI's taxonomy places the organism in Eukaryota, Metazoa, Chordata, Aves, Accipitriformes, Cathartidae. Gene Ontology annotation, cellular component: cytosol. Gene Ontology annotation, biological process: iron-sulfur cluster assembly. The record is from RefSeq and is a predicted model, not a curated record. Bases 1 to 897 code for a protein of 298 amino acids. The transcript has 7 exons. Gene Ontology annotation, molecular function: 4 iron, 4 sulfur cluster binding; ATP-dependent FeS chaperone activity; ATP binding.
AUGAGGCCCCCGGAGACCCGCGGCUCUGCGCUGACCGGUCACGUGCUGCUGUCUUGCAUCAGAAGAGACUCUGAUGCCUUGUUAUCGUUCCUCCCAGAGAGAAGCAACCUGGCCGGGGUGCGGCACAUCCUGCUGGUCCUCUCCGGGAAGGGCGGCGUGGGGAAGAGCACCAUCUCCACCGAGCUGGCUCUGUCGCUGCGGCACUCCGGGAAGAAAGUGGGGAUCCUGGACGUGGACCUGUGUGGCCCCAGCAUACCCCGCAUGUUCAGGGUGCAGGACAACGACGUACACCAGUGCGACAGCGGCUGGGUCCCUGUCUUUGUCGACCAAGACAAGAGCAUCUCGCUCAUGUCCAUCGGCUUCCUGCUGGAGAAGCCGGAUGAUGCCGUGGUGUGGAGAGGACCCAAGAAAAACGCUUUGAUCAAACAAUUUGUUGCUGACGUGGCCUGGGGGGACCUGGACUUCCUCAUCGUGGACACGCCGCCGGGCACGUCUGACGAGCACAUCUCCACGGUGGAGGCCUUGCGGCCCUACAAGCCGCUUGGAGCAAUCCUGGUCACAACGCCCCAGGCCGUGUCCGUGGGAGACGUGAGGCGAGAGCUGACGUUCUGUAAGAAGAUGGGCUUACGAAUUCUCGGCAUCGUGGAGAACAUGAGCGGCUUCGUCUGCCCGCACUGCUCGGAGUGCACAAACAUCUUUUCCAAAGGGGGAGGUGAGGAGCUGGCCAAGCACGCUGGGGUCCCCUUCCUAGGCUGCGUUCCCCUGGACCCCCAACUCAGCCAGAGCUUGGAAGAAGGCAGAGACUUCAUCCAAGAGUUUCCCAAGAGCUCUGCCUUCCCUGCUUUGGUUCACAUCACCCAGCAGAUCUUGGAUGGUACGUCGCAGCGGAGCUCCUGAGGAGGCUGCGGGAGCUGGACUCUUGCCGGCUGAGCCCCCGGCCUGGCCGCACCGCCACCAGCAGCCCGUGCCGGCGGGGAAGGGGGAUGCAGAAGCUGUUUAACUAUAAAACUGUCUCGGUGGGGGGUGAUGGAGGGAGAGGGGAGCACGGCAUCGAUGCCGCUCACGGCGAUCCGAAAAGGGAAAUGCUGCUCCAUCCCCCCGGAUCCGAAGAGACCCUGCGCGCGUGCUCCUGCCCGCACAGCGGCAGCCUGCUUCUUGCCUUCUCGACGUGGCGGUGCUCUGCCCAGAUGGUACAGUUGUUCCUAGCAGCGCCUUCUUCCGCAGCCAGCCGUUGUGCGGGCGCUUGCGGAGCUCUAGCUUGCGUCCGUGGCGUCUCGUACGCUGCAGCGCUUCUGGCAAUCACCCGAUGCAGCUACGGCGGGCAAACACCAUCGACUCUUCUUCCCUCAAUGAACCCAAACGGCAGCGAUCCUCUGGAUCGUGGCUCCAUGUGCUGCUGCCUUCUACCGCUUUCCUUGCGUGACGGAUUAUAUGGUACUUGGUUCAGUGGCUGGUGAGUUCGUGCUGGUUGCUCCGAUGUGGACCCAAGCCAGGCCACCUUGCUCUGAAAUCUCAGAUCGCUGGUUCCCGAUGGGCCGAUGAGGGCACGGCACGCGCUUCGCGUGAGAAAAUGUCUUUAGGAGGUCUACCACCCGUCUGAGAUCUGCAUCCUGCUGUGCUGGAAACAAGGCCUUUUUGGUCUGCUGGGGGUUAUUGUGACUCAGGAAUAUUUUUAAAGGUUCCAGGCAGUAAAUGCUUUUCUUAAAAUCCAA